UUUUUACUGUGUGUUUUGCCGACGUGGACACGUGUGCGCUUUCGAGCACAAACGAGCAGUAAAAUGGAGUUGAGGAUCGUGCUGCUGCUGCUGCUGCCGCUGACGCUGGCGCUGCUGCAAGGCGAGGCGCGAGCGGACUGCGGCUACCCAGGCGCCCCGGCGCACAGCAGCGUGCGCUUCGCCGGGCCGGAGGUGGACGACGCGAUCGACGAGGAGGACGGCCCGAUAAGCGGGCCGAGCGGCGCGAGGCUGCACUUCGCCACGGGCACCGUGGCCACCUACGCCUGCGAGCGGGGUUUCGAGCUGCUCGGCCCUGCCAGGAGACACUGCCAGCAGGACGCCACAUGGUCGCCCGAGGGCGUUCCCUUCUGCGUGCUGAACGUGGCGGCCGGCAAAGCGCCGAUGCAGUCGAGUCGCUCGGAGAGCGGCAUCCCGCAGCUGGCGGUGGACGGCAGCAGCGCGCAAGCCUACUCGCCGAAGACUUGCACGCUCACGACCCCCGAGCUUCGACCUUGGUGGUACGUCAACUUGCUCGAGCCCUACAUGGUGCAGCUGGUCAGGCUCGACUUUGGCAAGUCGUGCUGCGGCGAUGGCCCAGGCACGAUAGUCGUUCGAGUCGGCAACAAUCGGCCGGACCUCGGCACGAAUCCAAUAUGCAACAGAUUCACGGGUCCGUUGGAGGAGGGCCAGCCGCUGUUCCUGCCGUGCAACCCGCCGAUGCCGGGUGCCUUCGUGUCCGUGCACCUCGAGUCCGCCUCGGCGAGCCCUCAAGCCGUGCAGCUGUCGCUCUGCGAGGCCUUUGUCUACACCGACCAGGCGCUGCCGAUCGAGCGCUGCCCGCAGUUCAGGGACCAGCCGCCCGGCUCGACGGCCACCUACAACGGCAAGUGCUACAUCUUCUACAACCGGCAGCCGCACAGCUUCCGCGACGCGCUGGGCUUCUGCCGCGCGCGCGGCGGCACGCUCGUCGACGAGAGCAACCCGGCGCUCCAGGGCUUCAUCUCCUGGGAGCUGUGGCGGCGGCACAGGAGCGACACGUCUAGCCAGUACUGGAUGGGCGCGGUGCGCGACCCCAAGGACAGGACGGUGUGGCGCUGGACCGGCAGCGGCGACGAGAUCAGCGUGUCGUUCUGGAGCCUCCCGCAGGGCACCGACGAGGACUGCGCCAGAUACGACGGCAGCCGCGGCUGGCUGUGGUCCGAGACGCCCUGCAGCGCGCGGCUCAACUACAUCUGUCAACACCAGCCGAGGGCGUGCGGCCGGCCGGAGCAGCCGCCGAACUCGACGAUGACGGUGACGAGUCCGCCGUCGGGCAAGGAGCCGCCGCGUAACUACCAGGUGGGCACCAGCGUGGAGUACAGCUGCGACACCGGAAGCCUGCUGAUCGGGCCCGCCCAGCGCACCUGCCUGGACACCGGCUUCUACAACGAGUUCCCGCCGGUCUGCAAGAGUAUCGAGUGUGGCUACCCCGCAAGUAUCAAACACGGCGAAUACACCCUGAUCAACGACACGGUCACCUACCUGAGCCAAGUGCUCUACACGUGCGAGGAGGGCUUCGAGAUGACGGGCCGCGCGCGACUCACCUGCGACAUCGACGAGCGCUGGAACGGACCGCCGCCGCGCUGCGAGCCCAUCAGGUGCGACCCGCCGCCGCCGGUGGCCAACGCCCAGAUCCAGGUGGACGAGAUCGACAUCGAGGACGCCAAGGCCGCCGCGGCGCCGGCCAACGGCACCGCCCGCAGCCUCUACGUAGGCAGCAUCGUCAUCUACACCUGCGAGCGGGGCUACAGGCUGAUGGGCAAUCGGCAGCUGCUCUGCCAGACCAGCGGCUCCUACGACCGCGCCGCUCCCGCCUGCGUGGAGGAGGCGCCGAGCACGGCGCCCCCGCCGUCGCCGAGGCCCGCGACGGCGCGCGCGCCCGCCACCCGCGGCCGGCCCUCGCUGGCCACCCGAGCGCGCGGCACGCCGAGCACGCCCACCAGCACGCAGCGGCCGACGCCGCGCGCCAGGCAGCCGGCCACGCCCGCGGCGGCCGCCGAGCAGCCGGCCAGCGUGCAGGAGACCGCGGCCAAGCGGCCGAGCGUGGGCCUGCAGCGCCCGGCCGGGCCCGGCCCCAAGCACGACCACGGCAGCGACCACCCGCAGGACAACGAGAUCUCCGGCAGCGGCGUGGACAACGCUCACGCCGAGCUCGGCGCCGGCGUGCCCGAGCCCAGCGGCCCCUUCCGCGUGAACCGCGCCGACCAGCCCGGCGCCCACCAGGCCAAGCUCAACCUCGGCGCCGUGAUCGCCCUCGGCGUGUUCGGCGGCUUCGUCUUCCUCGCCGCCGUGGUCACCACCGUGGUCAUCCUCGUGCGCAGGAGCCGCGGCCGAGGGAGCAAGCACUACCGCCACCGCGCCUCGCCGGACUGCAACACCGUCGCGAGCUUCGACAGCGGCUCGUCGGGCAGUCGCGGCGGCCUGAACCGCUACUAUCGGCAGGCCUGGGAGAACCUCCACGAGUCGGCCGGCCAGAAGGGCAACGGCAGCGUCAGCCACUCGGCGCUGAGGCGCAAGGAGACGCUGGACGAGCCCGGCUACCGGGACAACUAUCGCAACGAGCGCGACGGCUCCGAACUGGUGGUCAGCGACGCUUACAAGAGCAACGGCAACGCCCACGCUGCCAACGCCGACAAGAAGAGACACCACCAUCACCACCACCAUCACCACUCGAAUUAUCAGCAGUCGCACCACAGAUACUGAUCCCGGUGAUCCAUUGUUUUUUUUUCUCCGUCUUCUUCGCAACGUAUUGACUAAACCGUCAUGUCUCAUCUCUAUCCCUCUUUCUGUUUUUCUUCUCCGCGUUGUAAAUAUUUCGAUGAAUAUUAAUUAUUGCAUAUAUUAUUAAUUAGGUCGAUUCCGUUUUUCGUCAUUGAUAUGUUUCAUUGUUAUACACACUCGUGUGCGCGUUUAUGCGAGUGUUGAGCGCGGACUGGUCGGACGACAUGCCAAAAAGCACACAAGAGUUGAUAUUAUAUUAUUUUGCUUGCUGACGAGUUUUCACGUAUAUAGUAUAUAUUGUGUCAGCUUAAACAGAUAUCGCAUAAUAUAUAUGUUAAUGUAUUAAUGUAUGUACAUCAAAACGGGAUGUGUCUUUUUGUCUUUCAUUAUCGGCUAUAUUAAUCAAAUUGUUAUACGAACGGACAGACACGAGUUCAGUAUAGAUAUUGUUGCAAUUUUAUGCUAUCCAUCCAGUGUAUUAUGUAAUCCACUUUUAUCUUCCCCGAAGGUUUUCGUCGACCCAUUUGUGUAGCGUUUUCAAGACUCUUUACGGGCGUUUUUACAAAACUUUAUCUCAUUAUUUGCGAAGAAUUAUUUAUGACUGGAAUGGACAUCUUGGCCUUUCCUUAUAAAUAUAUUUUUUAAAAAACGGAAUUGAUUCAAUUUUCACGUAUAAAGGAGAGGCCGACGUUAUCCAUUUCAGUCACAAAAUUACAUAAUUAUAGUCUUAAGGGAACAAAAAGAAUCUGACGAGAACAUAAUUUUUAUUAACUUUUAUGAUUUUAUUUACGUCUAGCACUGUUACUUUAAGAUAAUUAUAAUAGAAUUAUCGUAUUUCAGAAUUGCAGAAUUACUUCAUUUUUUCGUGUCAUGAAAUUCAAAUUAUUUUUCUCUUCCUUCGAUAGCUUACAUAUUUUAUUAGAAAUGCGUGACCUGUUCUAUUACUAGAUUUAUAAUACUUAAAACUUUCCUCUGUAUAAAACUUACGAAAAAACUGUUGGCAACUUGUACAUGGUAGUGCCAUUAACGGCAAUUUCAAUCGUUUCCGAUUUUCUUCGAGCAGUUCUAU
Messenger RNA from Phymastichus coffea, 3829 nucleotides. RefSeq lists its product as uncharacterized. NCBI's taxonomy places the organism in Eukaryota, Metazoa, Arthropoda, Insecta, Hymenoptera, Eulophidae. Bases 64 to 2742 code for a protein of 892 amino acids. The record is from RefSeq and is a predicted model, not a curated record. The transcript is spliced from 11 exons.